AUGACAACUCCAGAAACGACUCAAAGUCCGCCAGCUGGCCGAACAUGGCGCAACUACUUUCCCGACGGUGACCUUUGGGUAUUUGGUUAUGGGAGUCUCAUUUGGAAGCCACCACCACACUAUGGUACCAACGAGUCCCAGGCUAUAUCGAUGGCUAUGUUCGACGCUUCUGGCAGGCCAGGUACACACUCCCAGAAUUCAGAUAUUGCCAAGCUAUCACUGAUCAACCUUAGUACCGACCAUCGCGGCACCCCAGAAGCCCCAGGUCGUGUGGUAACAGUCAUCGAACGGGGUUUCUGGGAAAGCCUAGACGACCCGCACGCACAUCUUGAAUCCUCAACAGCCCGCGUCUGGGGCGCAGCAUACCACAUCCCCGCCUCCCAUGCCGAGGAAGUCCACGACUACCUCGACGAGCGGGAAAUAGAUGGCUACACCGUCCACUACACCCCCUUUCAUCCCAUAUCUGCCGUCUCCGCAUCCACCGUCUCCAGGGCCCCAGAGACACAGUCGCCAUCGCAGGCGCAUGCCGCACCAAUCACUUGCAUGGUGUAUAUCGGGCAGCCUAGCAAUCCGCAAUUCCUGCGCGACCCGGCUCGCCGCGAACCGCAGGAUGUCGCGGAGGUGAUUAGCCGCGGGCGGGGCCAGAGCGGGAAGAACACCGAGUAUCUGUACCUGCUCGAGAAAGCGUUAGAGGGGCUAGGGCUCGGGAGUGCUGAUAUGCAUGUCACUGACCUGGUGCGACGGGUCAAGGCGAUUGAGAGCACGGAGGAAGCGACAGCCGAGCAGGCGGCUGCGGAGAGAGACGUGAAGGAAUCCCUCGAAGCGUCGUGGGCCGAGGCGCAUAGGGAUCCCUCGCAGAUCGAAUAG
Molecule: messenger RNA, 867 nt
Organism: Aspergillus fischeri NRRL 181
Lineage: Eukaryota; Fungi; Ascomycota; Eurotiomycetes; Eurotiales; Aspergillaceae
Product: gamma-glutamylcyclotransferase
Exons: 5
Coding region: 1-867 (288 amino acids)
Biological process (GO): glutathione catabolic process
Cellular component (GO): cytoplasm
Molecular function (GO): gamma-glutamylcyclotransferase activity; glutathione specific gamma-glutamylcyclotransferase activity
Source: RefSeq, a predicted model, not a curated record